AUGUACGACGUGGUCGUGUAUGGCGCGACGGGCUUUACCGGCCAGCUUACGGCGCAGUACCUUGCCGAGCAUCCUCAGGCACCGGCUGUUGCGCUUGCCGGGCGCAACCAUGCCAAGCUGCAGAAAGUGCGCGACGCACUGACCGGCAUCUCAGACGAGCGCCGUGCCUCGAUUGCGCUCGUUGUAGCGUCGGCAGAGGACGCGGCGAGCAUCCAGGCACUCGCACGCAGCGCCAAGGUGGUGAUCGAUACGGUCGGCCCGUACGCCAAGCUGGGCGGCUUCGAGGUCGCGCGGGCCGUCGUCGAGGCGGGCGCGGGGUACGUCGACCUUGCGGGAGAGUCGAUCUACUGUGCGCGCCUCGUCCAGGAGCUGCACAAGCGCGCGCAGGCGACGCAUGCAGUGCUUGUGCCGUCGUCCGGCUUCGAUGUGCUUCCGUUCGACCUCGCGGCGUACUUUGCGGUGCAAGAGGUGAAAAAGGCGCUAGGGCCGGAUGCCGACGUCGACCACGUCAGCUGCGGCUUUGACGUGCGUGCCUCCGUGUCCGGCGGCACGCUCGCGACGAUGGCAAGCAUGCGCACGCACCCCGAGCUGCUGCAGUACAAGCACCCCUACCUCUUGAGCCCGGUGCAAGGCACGCUCCAGCCGAAGCUCUUCCGCUCGCGAUGGCUGCCGCAGUUUGCCAAGAGCGGCGCGUACUCGCUCUUUGCACCGCACAACACGCGCGUCGUCUCCCGCUCGUGGGGCUUGCUGGAAGAGGCGCACCUCCCCAAUCGCUACGGGUCUACGUUCCGCUACCUCGAGGCGAUCGCGAUGCCGUUCCACGCGCUUGCGAUUAUCGCGUCGCUCGUCUUCCCCAUCAUCGCGUGGCUCCUGGUGCACAUUCCCCACAUCGACAAGCUCUUCGCGGCGCUCGCUCCCCCGGGCACCGGUGCGUCGAUGGCAACCAUGCGCAAAGGAUACGCCAACCUGCGCACCAUGGCCUAUGGCCGCGACGGCAAGACGCAGGCCCUGAGCGUGUUCCGCGUGCAAGGCGACCCCGGCUACCUGAAGACAGCCGCCUUCCUUGCCGAGACCGCGCUGACGCUUGCGCUCGAAAAAGAGCGCCUCUCGCCCCUGGCACGCCAAGGCGGCGUCCUCACCCCUGCUACAAUCGGCGCCGAAGCCCUCGCCGCGCGCCUCGGCCAGUACGCCGGCGUAGUGAUCCGCAGCGCGCCCGUGCCCCCGGGCACGGACCCUGCGACAGUCUUAGUGGAGGCGUAG
Messenger RNA from Malassezia japonica, 1260 nucleotides. RefSeq lists its product as uncharacterized. Bases 1 to 1260 code for a protein of 419 amino acids. Gene Ontology annotation, cellular component: plasma membrane; mitochondrion; lipid droplet. Gene Ontology annotation, biological process: glycolipid biosynthetic process. The record is from RefSeq and is a predicted model, not a curated record. NCBI's taxonomy places the organism in Eukaryota, Fungi, Basidiomycota, Malasseziomycetes, Malasseziales, Malasseziaceae. The transcript has a single exon.